UUGCGUUUGGCUUGGAUUCGCUAACAGAAGAUCGAGUAUGGCGUGAGUUAAGAUGCAUUGAAAGGUUGACCAGCCAGAAGCUUCGGCAAGCUACCAUGGCAAGUGAGAAGACAAGUUUCUGUAUUGUGAAAUAUGUCUUCUUUGCUUUCAAUGUUUUCAUCUGGUUGCUAGGAUGUGGAGUGCUUGCUCUAGGAAUCUGGCUACAAGUUAACCGUGGUCCAUUUGUUUCCCUCCUGCCAGCGUAUAGCUUCUUGAGUGCAUCUGCACUGUGUAUUACUGCAGGUGCAAUAAUCCUUGUUGUAGGUUUUCUCGGCUGUUGCGGAGCUUUCCUAGAAAAUCAGUGUAUGCUUAUUGGGUAUUUUGUUAUGGUACUUCUUAUCUUUGCACUGGAGAUUACAGCUGGAACAUUGGGCUUUGUCAAGAAAGAUGAGGUUCAAAUGCUUAUAAAGAAAGAACUAUUGUCUAGCAUAAAAACAGAGUAUGCACCUCGAGUGCAGAAUCCGGAUAUUGAGGGAUGGCGGGAAAUCUUUGACUCACUACAGCUUGAGCUGCAGUGCUGUGGUGUUAAUAACUAUACUGACUGGUAUAACAUUCAAGCCUGGCCAGACGAAGCCCGGGUACCAGACUCUUGUUGUGUGGAACCAGCCACAUCUUGUGGACAACUCGAUAAAUCAUUUUGGUUUGACAGGGGAUGUCUUGGAGAAAUAGAGUACUGGUUCGUUCGAAAUAUGUAUGUGCUGGGAGUCGUCGGCAUCACAGUAGGGGUUAUACAGAUUCUGGGUAUGGUUGCGGCUAUUGUAUUAUUCUGCUACCUCAGAAACAGAAAGUUCCUUCUCUGAUUGCUGCAGAAUUGAAAGAAAGACAUUAUGGUUUCAGUGUAUCGCAUUUGAGCUGGUUUUCAUUUGAUUCGGGUACUCAUGCCAUAAAAUAUGUCUUGGCACUCUAUUGCUCUAAAUAUCUAUUAUCGUGACUAUAACUUUUAACUAUGAUUGCCAGCCCAUUCUAUGAUGAGAUGUAGCUUACUAUUAUUUUAAAUUAUGGUAAACAUUUACAAGAGGUCCGAGGCAGGUUUAAGACACUAACAAGUGAAAGUUAGAUGAUGAUUUAAUGAUAUUCUUAGAAAGGUACAAACCAACUUGUGUCAAAAUGGAUCUAGUAUACAGUGUCACCUCGAUUUACUAUACUCGCAUUCGAUGCCAAUUUAAUGCCAAUCCCACAUGUCACCAACAUCCUGUCAUAAGUUCAGUCAGUAGAGCAGUCACCUGAGGUGCUUUGGUCGUAAGGUUGAAUCCUGUCGGUGGGCUCAUUCUCUGUUAGGGUAUUUUCCAUCCUAACGUGUGUUCGACAACUGACAUAUCAAAGGCCAUGGUAUAUGUAUGUAGGAAAGUGAAUACAAAAGAUCCCUUGCUGCUAAUGGAAAAAUGUACCGGGUUUAGUCUUAAGACUAUAUGUCUGAAUUAUAAAACGUUUGACAUCCAGUAGCCAAGAGGCAGGAUUUACAUGUAGCUCAUUCGGUAGAGUGCUUGCCUAAAAAGCUUGGGACGGAAUAUUAAACCUCCUUGAUGGGCCCAUUCUCUGACUGGAUUUCCCCCAGUUCCAACUAGUGCCUCACAACUGGUAUAUUAAAGGCCAUGGCAUGUGAUGUACUGUCUGUGGGAAAGUGAAUAUAAAAAAAAUCACCUGCUGCUAUGGAACAAUUUAGUGCAUUUCCUCUGCAGACUCAGAUUUACCAAAUGUCUGACAUCCAAUAGGUGAUGAACAUUUGUUUUAUUUCCCUUGAUUUACUAUCCCUCGCCAUCUGCCAUUUUUAAACAAAAUUCAUUUUAGCCAUUAUUAUAAUACUCUUGAUAUUGUGACCAUUGAUCAAGCUAAUCCUCAUUCCGUAAUUAAUCUGAUGAUGUUUCAUUACAGUCAACAACAAAUAUAUUGUAUCAAAUCCAGAUUCCGGGUAUUGAUUUAUAAAUAGAUAACUUGUGAUCUGGUAGUUGUUUUGUUUCUAAUGUUUAUUAUAUUUAAAAUAUGUAGGUCAGUUUGUUAACAUUCAGCAGCUUGAUCAUAAAAAUAUGUUUGGCACUAAACCUGAGGCACUCUUACUAUAUACAAAAUUAAAAAUAUUUUAUCUUA
This is a messenger RNA of Gigantopelta aegis, 2124 nucleotides long. Its product is annotated as tetraspanin-9-like. Gene Ontology annotation, cellular component: membrane. Bases 96 to 839 code for a protein of 247 amino acids. The transcript has 8 exons. NCBI's taxonomy places the organism in Eukaryota, Metazoa, Mollusca, Gastropoda, Neomphalida, Peltospiridae. The record is from RefSeq and is a predicted model, not a curated record.